GUCCAACUACACAAAGAGCAAACUGUUUUGAAGUAUCAUUUCCAGAAACCAGAUUUAAUUUCAAAGGGCGAUUUUAUUCAAGCGUAUAUAUUUGCGCCAAUGGAAUGGUGAGAUUUGAUGGCCCCGAAUACGCUGCCAAUCCUAUAAACUUUGGAAUUUUCAGUAGUCUACCAAUUAUUGCACCUUAUUGGUCACAAGUUGACUUGCGUUUUCUCAACAAUAGCAAUUCGAACGUCACUUACAGACUAUAUCGUAAUAGUAAUGAAAACACGGCUGUGUUUGAUACGAUAAAUACUGAGGUAGAGAUGAAUACGGAAAUUAAAAGCUACAGUGCUAAUUGGGUGCUGGUUGUGACUUGGGUGUGUCUUGCACCAAGGCAACCUGUGGACAAUAACUUUCCUGAGCGAAAUACCUUUCAACUUCUGCUGGCAGACGAUCUCUUCAACGGAGCUUUUACUUUGUUCAUUUACGAAUCUAUUACAUGGUCAUUUGGUGUGAACAGAAAUGAAUACACGAAUUUUAGAGACGCUUCUGAUCUGCCAGUCAUAGGCUUUGAUUCUGGACGUAGAGAUAUCACACCGAGGUUUCAAAUUUAUGAAACGUCUGGCACCAUUAAUGCUGACAGAGUGGGAGAUGAAAUGACAAUUUUGUAUGACCUAAGAUCACCAUUUCCAAGAUCCAAUGCAGAAGAGUGCCAAAUUUGGGUGAAUCAACAGCUCAUAAGUCCAACAAGACGAUCAUCGUGCAGAAACAAUUGCGCACAAGAUCUUCAAACAGCCUACCUGAAUCUCACCGGAGUCUUUUUUACCCUAUUUCGAAGGGUUAAAGGAAGUGGACCAACACCAAACUUUUGCAUAUAUAGUGGAACUACUUUUGAUGGAGCAGAUGAAUGUUGCUACCAGUACACAGGACAGCUUGAAAGUUAUCCGCAAUCUUUUAAUUCUACUGCCGUUAAUUCGUUUAGUUCAUUUACUAUCAGUGAAAGUUCUGCAUUAGGCGCAGCCCCAGGUCGAUGGCAUGAAGUCCAUCCGCGAGAAAAUUUCACUAAAUAUUUACAGGAAGAACAACGCUACUCUCAAUGUUGCGUCGAUGCCGGCAGCACUCAAGAAUCGUGUGACCAGUUUUACAGAGUUCGACCAAUUUGCAUUGGGGUGAGCUUUGAGUUUGUCAGCACAUGGGCCAAUAACUUCGGUGAUCCCCAUUUUGUGACAUUGGAUCGUAAGAACUACACAUUUAAUGGUUGUGGAUGGUACACGUACUUCACAGGACUAAUUCCAGGCAACGAUGCAAGCUCUCUUGAAGUACAAGUUCGAACAACAAGAGUCGGCGAAGCCAACGCAACUGGUUUCACUGCAUUUGCAAUAAAAGAAGGAAAUUCACAAGUCAUUCAAGUAAAUCUAAACACCACAACAAAAGGACUUGAUGUUCGCGUUGGUGGCAUGCUAAUUCCUCUUCCCGGAGAGAAUGGGAUAAUCAGAAAUGGCACGGCAAUAACAUUUGCUGAUAAUUUGCUUCAAAUUUCGACACCGCUUGGAAAUGGAGCACGAGUCAAUGUAGUGAACGGUUCCUUCUUCACAUUAGUCAUGCUAUUUCUAGAUGGUUAUAGAAACAAUUCGUUUGGUUUAUCGGGAAGAUGGAAUGGUAAUAUGACUGACGACUUUACACACAGAGAUAGAACAACAAUAACACCAAUAGACGCCAGAGAGGAAAUAAUAUUUAGUGAUUUUGGUGAAAGUUGGAAAGUAAACGAAACGAACGGACAAGAAAUUUAUAUGAAAGUAGAUGAAGGCAUUAAUACUUUCAGUUGUCAAAAUUUCACUCCUGUAUUUCUCGACAAACUUAUGAAAAACAAUGACAAUUUUACAAAUGAAGCUCUUGUUGCAUGUGGAAGUAAUACAGUUUGUCUGUUUGACGCCCUCGCUACACAAAACAUAGCUAUUGGUCAAUCGACACGAGAAGAACAGCAAUUAACGGACAAUGUAAUUGCACAAGUUGAAAAUCUACCUCCUGAGUUCACAACAAACAUUUCCUUGAUUACUGCAAAUCUAAGUGAGACAUUAACAGUGACGCUAGAAGCCCAAGAUAUGGAUUCAAAUGACAUAUUAACUUUCGACGUUCCUAAUCUUCCAUCGGUAUCUAGCUUCAACAUCAGUGGAAAUACUUUAACUUUCACAUGGACGGCCAACUCUACAGCAGUGGUUGAUCUAAAGUUUGUAGUGAGCGACAGCAGAAAUAGAACAGCGGUAUUAACUCCUAGAGUUCAAAUAUGCGCAUGCCGAGAUAAAAGCACGUGCGUCGUUCCUGAAGGGGCGGGAAAUGCUACCUUCGUAGUCAUGUCGUGCAAUUGCAACUUAGGCUACACCGGUCGGUUUUGCAAUGAAGUGGUAGAUUUUUGCAACGAAGGAGCCUCCCGACCCUGCAGUCCAUUGGUAACGUGCACUAGCAUGCCAACUCAAGCCGAAUGUGGACCGUGUCCAACGGGAUAUUCCGGGAAUGGAGUAUUUUGUUUAGAUAUAGAUGAGUGCGCAAGAAAUACAUCAGGCUGCGAGCAAAUGUGUACAAAUAAUUUGGCGUCCUUCUCGUGUGGAUGUUCUCCAGGAUUCACAAUUAGUACAAACGGAAGAACUUGUAUAGACAUAGAUGAAUGCUUGCGACCAAACAAUUGCAGUCAAGUGUGCGAAAACACCGUAGGCUCAUUCAGUUGUAGAUGUAGACAGGGAUUUGAACUUGAAGCUGAUGGUGAACAGUGUAGAGUACGCACAAAUUGUUCACAAAACGGAAAUUGCACUCAAAUUUGUUUUGUUGACAAUGGAAAUGACACGUGUGCUUGCGCUAAAGGAUAUGCUCUUGGAAGUGACGGAAGGUCAUGCAAUGACAUCAAUGAGUGUGAAAAUGAAGGUACCUGUUCUCAACAAUGUACGAAUACAGAUGGGAGUUUCAUGUGUGGAUGCUUUCCCGGAUAUACCUUGGCGAGCGACAUGCUUAGUUGCGAAGACAUUGACGAAUGCAGCGAUCUUACCAGACAAACGUGCAAUAUAACUAAUGGAGAAGAUUGUAUUAAUAUUCCUGGAAGUUUUACAUGCAGAUGUGCAGCCAGACUAAACUUGAUUCGGGUGAACAACAUUUGCGUUUAUAACAAUGGUAGUAUUCUUCUUCCUCUUGCUCCGACUGCGCCAACUGCAACUAACGACCAAAUGCAAAAUGCAGUCGAAAUAACGCUCCUCGAUGUAUCAAGGUACACUGCGGAAGUGGACUCCCGACUGAAGGAUUCAGUUGCUACAAUUCUAAAUGAUUUUUGCAAAUUAAAUCAACGUCCAAGAAUUUGUGGAGUUUCUGGUUCGUUCACCUUUAUGCAAGUGAGAAGACUUCCUGGCUUCCCAUCGAUGCAAGGAAACAACGUUACACUAAGGUUUUAUGUUGAUUAUCCAAGCACCCUUCGAAAUGGCACAUUGGAACGAGACAUAUUAGCUUCUAUACUGUUCAUAGAAUUAAAUAGAUUAAAAUCUUUACUGAUGUUCAACAUAACCUUAAACACACCAAGUUCUUUCAAUCCAUCCCUCCUUCUGCGGAACAGCUCGCCAACAGCGUUCUGUUGAGUUUACUAAACACCACGAGUCAGAUUACCAUUUUCCAAGAAAGAUAUUUACGACUUGCUAUGGUGAUUACGAUCAAUGAAUACUGCGCUGUGGACAACUACAGUCGUACGGUUGACUGUGGUUUGACUGACAGUGGUUUAAGUUUCAAUAUGAGUAACGUUAAUAUUGCGUCAACGACCUAUGGACAAUAUGCCAACAUCUCAUUUUAUGUGAACAAUCCGAGAAGCCAGGGACUUCUGUCUGCUCUUACUCUUGCUUCGAUAUUGGUCAUGCGUGAAACAAAUUUUGAGUUACUUCUCGAACAACAAAUUACAAUCCAAACAUCAUUCGCUCCAAUGAAUCCGCCAACUGCUAGCGACGAUCAAA
This is a messenger RNA of Xenia sp. Carnegie-2017, 3962 nucleotides long. Its product is annotated as mucin-like protein. Gene Ontology annotation, molecular function: calcium ion binding. The record is from RefSeq and is a predicted model, not a curated record. Bases 105 to 3596 code for a protein of 1163 amino acids. Gene Ontology annotation, biological process: cell-matrix adhesion. NCBI's taxonomy places the organism in Eukaryota, Metazoa, Cnidaria, Anthozoa, Malacalcyonacea, Xeniidae. The transcript is spliced from 21 exons.